Emiliania huxleyi CCMP1516 is the source of this 634-nucleotide messenger RNA. RefSeq lists its product as hypothetical. The record is from RefSeq and is a predicted model, not a curated record. NCBI's taxonomy places the organism in Eukaryota, Haptophyta, Isochrysidales, Noelaerhabdaceae. The transcript is spliced from 2 exons. The annotation marks the transcript as partial.
CGCGCGCCCCUCGCCGCCUGCUUCGCCGCUCUCCUCGCCCUCUGCCUCGCCCUCCUUUGCCUGCGUGCCGCCGCGCCCGUGUCCGAGGCGGUGCCGCCGCUCGUCGGACCGACGCAGCGGCUCCUCGCGCCGCCACCGCGCGGGGAGGGAUGCGCUGCCGGCGCGUCGGCCUGCCGCUGGAGCUGGCUGCGCCUCUCGUGCGGCCCGAGGGCGAACUGCCGCUGGCGCUUCGCUUGGCCAGUUGGCUCGACCUGGUGCCGCCCCAGGUUCGCCCGCGCUCUCGAGGCGGAGGAGGUGUAGCCGCGAUGCAUGGCGAGGGCGGGCCAAGAGAGGGACCUUGCGGGAACUACAUGCCGCUCUGGCCAUGUGCGUGUGUGCUUGGGCGCCACGGCAGGAGGUCAGAGCUUCCCGAACGGUGGGCCUGAGAGAGAGACGCGCGAGCGUCCGGGGUAAGACCGCCACGCCGCACUGUAAUAGAGUUGUUCGUCCAUGGCCGUGUACGUCUGGCGUCGUGGGUCGCGUCAGAGGCCGAGUGACCACCGUCUCGGAUGGUAUGUCGGACGGAGACCGAGUAGAGUGUGUUGUUCUUGUUGCGCGGUCUGUCGGUUGACAGUGACACAUACACACAUGGCUC